Elaeis guineensis (African oil palm) is the source of this 3489-nucleotide messenger RNA. RefSeq names its product putative aconitate hydratase, cytoplasmic. NCBI's taxonomy places the organism in Eukaryota, Viridiplantae, Streptophyta, Magnoliopsida, Arecales, Arecaceae. The record is from RefSeq and is a predicted model, not a curated record.
GUUGCCGAAACCUCCUCCAUAUCGGUUAUAUGUCAUCACGCCGCCGGCACAAAACCCUACGCCCAUCUCUUACCCCGGCUCCACUCCCUCACUUACUGCCGUCCUCCUCUCGAAUUGUCCAUUUGUCAUCAAGAAUGAGACGAGGAGUCCCAGUAACAGAAAUCGCGCGGUCCAAGAUCACCGCCAUCUCGUUCUAGAAAGAAGCGGUCGCGUUCUCACCUUCCUCCUCGUCUUCUUAUCUUGAUGCCGUUCAAGGAUGUAUAAAGCCACCUCCCCGUCGUCUGGACUCCUCAGGCUGGCUUCUUCUGGGAUUAGGUUUUCCUCCGCCUCCACGUCCUCCUCCAAUUCUCCUCUUGUCUCCAGGGCUUUAGCUUCUUCUUCUCGCCUCUCGGGGACUUCUUCGUCGUCUUUGCUUGGCUCGAGGUCCAUCGGAUUCUCGAGAUCCUGCUCUUCUUUACCCCGGCCGCUUGUUAGAUCGUUCGGCACUUGGAGGCACGGGAAUUGGAGGUCGCCGGUGAGUCUCAGGGCCCAGAUCAGGAGCUCGGCGGUCGUGAUCGAACGGUUCCAGAGGAAAAUGGCCACCCUGGCUACCGAGAAUCCAUUCAAGAACAUACUGACCAGCCUUCCGAAGCCUAGAGGUGGUGAAUUUGGGAAAUUCUACAGCUUACCUGCACUCAAUGAUCCAAGAAUCGAUAAGCUGCCAUACUCUAUCCGGAUUCUUCUUGAAUCAGCAAUCCGUAAUUGCGAUAACUUCCAGGUCACCAACAAUGAUGUUGAAAAAAUUAUUGAUUGGGAGAAUACAUCCCCAAAACAAGUUGAGAUACCAUUCAAGCCUGCUCGUGUUCUUUUGCAGGAUUUUACUGGUGUUCCAGCUGUUGUUGACCUUGCUUGCAUGCGUGAUGCUAUGAACAAGCUGGGAAGUGAUUCUAAUAAGAUCAAUCCAUUGGUUCCAGUAGAUCUUGUUAUCGAUCACUCAGUACAGGUAGAUGUGGCAAGGUCUGAGAAUGCUGUUCAGGCAAACAUGGAACUUGAAUUCCAAAGGAAUAAAGAGAGAUUCAGCUUUCUUAAAUGGGGAUCUACUGCUUUUCACAACAUGCUCGUUGUUCCUCCAGGUUCUGGUAUUGUACACCAGGUUAAUCUGGAAUACCUUGGCCGAGUUGUCUUCAACACUGAUGGCAUUCUGUACCCAGAUAGUGUGGUUGGAACUGAUUCACACACAACUAUGAUUGAUGGAUUAGGAGUUGCUGGCUGGGGAGUUGGAGGAAUUGAAGCUGAGGCUACAAUGCUUGGUCAGCCCAUGAGCAUGGUUUUACCCGGUGUUGUGGGGUUCAAGUUGUCUGGGAAAUUACGCAAUGGUGUCACAGCAACUGACCUAGUAUUGACUGUAACACAAAUGCUGAGAAAGCAUGGUGUUGUCGGCAAGUUUGUUGAGUUCUAUGGUGAGGGUAUGGGUGAGUUAUCAUUGGCUGACAGGGCAACAAUCGCUAAUAUGUCACCUGAGUAUGGAGCAACCAUGGGUUUCUUUCCUGUAGAUCAUGUCACUCUGCAAUAUCUCAAGCUGACAGGAAGAAGUGAUGAAACUGUAGCAAUGAUUGAGUCCUAUCUGCGAGCUAACAACAUGUUUGUUGAUUAUAGUGAGCCUCAAGUAGAAAGAGUUUAUUCAUCUUAUCUAGAGUUGGACCUCACGGAUGUUGAGCCCUGUGUUUCUGGUCCAAAGAGACCGCAUGACCGAGUUCCUCUGAAAGAAAUGAAGGCAGACUGGCAUUCUUGUCUUGACAAUAAAGUUGGAUUCAAGGGCUUUGCUGUGCCAAAAGAUUCACAGGACAAAGUUGUGAAGUUCUCUUUCCAUGGACAACCUGCAGAGCUCAGACAUGGUAGUGUUGUUAUAGCAGCUAUUACGAGCUGCACAAACACCUCCAAUCCCAGUGUCAUGCUAGGUGCUGGUCUUGUUGCAAAGAAAGCUUGUGAAUUGGGUCUUGAGGUUAAACCAUGGAUAAAAACAAGUCUUGCCCCAGGAUCUGGAGUUGUUACCAAGUAUUUGCUCAAGAGUGGACUGGAAAACUAUUUGAAUCAACAAGGUUUCCAUUUAGUUGGAUACGGCUGCACUACUUGUAUAGGAAACUCUGGAGAUCUUGAUGAGUCUGUUGCUGCUGCUAUCUCUGAAAAUGAUAUUGUUGCUGCUGCUGUGCUUUCUGGAAAUCGGAACUUUGAGGGCCGAGUGCAUCCCCUAACUCGAGCUAAUUAUCUUGCUUCACCUCCACUUGUUGUGGCAUAUGCUCUUGCAGGCACAGUUGACAUUGAUUUCGAGAAGGAGCCAAUCGGAACGGGAAAGGAUGGGAAGAGUGUGUAUUUCAAGGACAUAUGGCCAUCCACUGAAGAAAUUGCAGAGGUUGUUCAAUCAAGUGUGUUGCCAGACAUGUUCAAGAGCACUUAUGAGGCAAUCACAAAGGGCAAUCCAAUGUGGAACCAACUAUCGGUCCCAGCCACAAAUUUAUACUCAUGGGACCCUAAUUCUACCUACAUUCAUGAGCCCCCGUACUUCAAAAAUAUGACAAUGACUCCACCUGGACCUCAUGGGGUGAAAAAUGCAUACUGCUUGCUGAGCUUUGGUGACAGCAUUACAACAGAUCACAUUUCACCGGCAGGGAGCAUCCACAAGGACAGCCCAGCUGCAAAAUAUCUCCUUGAGCAUGGUGUGGACCGCAAAGACUUCAAUUCAUAUGGCAGUCGUCGUGGGAAUGAUGAAGUAAUGGCAAGGGGAACAUUUGCUAACAUUCGCCUUGUAAAUAAACUCUUGAAGGGAGAAGUGGGCCCGAAGACAAUUCACAUUCCAACAGGGGAGAAACUUUAUGUGUUUGAUGCGGCAAUGAGAUACAAGGCUGAUGGACAUGACACCAUAGUUUUGGCUGGAGCAGAAUAUGGGAGUGGUAGCUCUCGGGACUGGGCUGCCAAGGGCCCUAUGCUGUUGGGUGUGAAAGCUGUGAUUGCUAAAAGCUUUGAGAGAAUCCACCGUAGCAAUUUAGUUGGCAUGGGUAUUAUCCCACUGUGUUUCAAACCUGGUCAGGAUGCUGACUCACUAGGCCUGACAGGUCAUGAGCUGUACACAAUUGACCUUCCAAGCAACAUAAAUGAAAUACGACCAGGACAGGAUGUUACUGUUGUCACAGAUGCUGGGAAAUCUUUCACCUGUACAGUACGUUUUGACACAGAGGUUGAGUUGGCUUACUUCAACCAUGGCGGUAUUCUUCCAUAUGUUAUUAGAAGUCUGAUCAAUUCUGAGCGCUGAGCAAAGAGUUGACUCAAGAUGUUGUAAUGCUGGGAGCGGCUCUUACCCUUGUUCUUGCAGACCGUAAUCUUGUUUUGAGGCGUUGUUUGUUGAUUCUGCCAGGAAUUAGUUUUAGUAAUAAAGUGAUGUGCUAAAUGAAUUUUCCUAAUAUGCCUCAUAGGUCAAUGCUAUAUGGUUUAGUUUAAUGAAAAUAAAUUUUCGAA